AUGCAGAAGCUCCGCAAGUCUUCCUAUAGCAAAACACACAGAAGUUUAGAUAUCACCAAGCAUACAUCAGAGGAUCAGUUUAAAGGAGACGAACGGACGGGCGAAAGUUUUGAUCGAGGAAACGCCGGUGGAGUAGUCGAGACGCCCGUCCUUGGAGGGAAUACAUUUGUCUCAUCAUCCGAGAGAGUCUUAAAGACGGCGUUGUCGGCGGGAACGAUUGGGGUUAUUGGUGGAGGCAGCCGCGGCAGACUGUGGUGGGAUAUUAAAAGGUCCGAAGUAGUGGUGAAGGUGGGAAGCCCAGUGAAGGAAUUCAAAGAAGGAGACGUAAAACUGGAAGAGAAGCUAUUAGCCUUAAAACCUAACAACAUCGAUUUCGCUCAAGCCGCAUGGAUUCCACUGGCUAUAGAAACCGCCGACGAAGGUCUGGUUAGGACGGAGUUUUCCACCCGAAAGUCAAUUCUCGUUCUCAACGGUGCUGGAGGAGUAGGGAGCCUUGCGAUUCAGCUGGCGAAGCAAGUGUACGGAGUUUCGAAGGUGGCUGCAACAGCGAGCACAGAGAAGCUGGAGGUAGUGAGAAGCUUAGGUGUUGAUUUAGCCAUUGAUUACACAAAGGAGAACACUGAAGACUUGCCUGAGAAAAUCGAUGUCGUCUUUUACGCAAUUGCGAUUGAGCAAGAGAAUGCUACUGGCGUGGAGGAAAUCAGCACGUCGGUGCUUGCCAGCGAGAAGAAGCCUGCAGCGAAGGGACGAAAACCAUGA
Microthlaspi erraticum is the source of this 759-nucleotide messenger RNA. The record is from the annotation of a GenBank genome assembly. NCBI's taxonomy places the organism in Eukaryota, Viridiplantae, Streptophyta, Magnoliopsida, Brassicales, Brassicaceae.